Messenger RNA from Emericellopsis atlantica, 741 nucleotides. Its product is annotated as dUTP diphosphatase. The coding region runs from base 111 to 605 and encodes 164 amino acids. Gene Ontology annotation, biological process: dUTP catabolic process; dUMP biosynthetic process. Lineage: Eukaryota; Fungi; Ascomycota; Sordariomycetes; Hypocreales; Bionectriaceae. The record is from RefSeq and is a predicted model, not a curated record. The transcript has 2 exons. Gene Ontology annotation, molecular function: magnesium ion binding; dUTP diphosphatase activity.
CUUCUUUCUUUCUGUCUUCGUCCUCACCCAUUCCCUCGUACGUACUUGAGAACCUACUCAAUCAAAUAGUACUCUCAACCACCUUUGUCCAGACCCCCCCCCUGCACAGAAUGACCUCAGCCUCCAACGACGCUCCGACAUCCCCACCCGCAAAGCGCGUCAAGACCGACGACACCAUGGCCGAACCCAAGCUCCUCGUUAAGAAGCUCUCGGACAAGGGCCGUGUGCCCACCCGCGGCAGCGCCUUUGCCGCUGGCUACGACAUCUACGCCGCCAAGGACACAACCGUCCCUGCGCGGGGCAAGGUGCUCGUGGACACGGACAUUUCCAUCGCCUGCCCCGCUGGUACCUAUGGCCGCAUAGCGCCUCGCUCCGGCCUCGCCUCCAAGAACUUUAUCGACACGGGCGCGGGCGUCAUUGACGCCGACUACCGUGGCCAGGUCAAGGUCCUCCUCUUCAACCACGCCGAGACGGACUACGAGGUCAAGGAGGGCGAUCGCGUCGCGCAGCUCGUCCUCGAGAGGAUUUACACGCCCGAGGUGGAGGAGGUGCAGGAGCUGGAGGAGAGCGUGCGCGGUGCUGGCGGGUUUGGCUCGACUGGUUGAGGGAUGCCGUCGUGAUGAUGAGACAUGAGACAAUGAGAAAGGAUAGAGUGACAUGGCACGUACAGGUCAAGAAAGUCACGGGAAAAAGAGUCUAUAAGCCAUCUAUGAUAGAAGUAGGCGAGACAAGAGACGAGUU